AUGGCUGAGUACAGAGAGGGUGCUGGGCGGGUCAAGAAAGAAUGCCAGGAACCUGAGAAUGGAAGCCAAGAGCUCCUUGUGGUCUUAACUUCCAUUAACCUGAAACUAUGGCUUCCUUUUAUCAUCUUUGCCUUUCAAGUGCUUAUUGCAAAAUACCCAAGAUAUUCAUCUGUCCUCAGAAAAUCCAUUCCUUGCUGCCGAAGAAUUAACAGGAUGCUCUCCAACGAAUCCUUACGUCCUCCGGCAUUUAACCGCUCCAACUCACAAGCCUCCGUAGACAGCGCUUCCAUGGAGGAUUUCUGGCGUGAAAUAGAAAGUAUUAAAGAGAGCUGCGUGGGAGGGCAAGCGGAGCCAGCACCAAUGGACGUCAAACCUGUGGAUGAAGGAGAACUUGAAGCAGAAUGGUUGCAAGAUGUGGGUUUAUCAACUCUGAUCUCAGGUGAUGAAGAGGAGGAUGGGAAGGCCUUGCUUUCUACACUGACUCGUACCCAGGCAGCUGCAGUCAAAAAGAGAUAUAACACCUACACUCAGACCUUGAGAAAAAAGAAUAAACAGUCUGUCCGAGAUGUCAGGGACGUCUUUGGAGUCAGUGAAUCUCCUGUAAGAAAAGUAGAAUGGACCGAAGAGAGCAGUGUUUGUAAUGGAAGAAGGGAAUGGUUGGUGGGCUUUUCCUUUUCUCUACCUAGUGUGGCGCUCUACCUGGCUUGUCGCCAUAGGAUAAUGCGCUGGUUUGCAAGCUCUGGUAGCGUACCAGAUGACUCAUCACUCAACAGUAUUACUCUGUCGGAUGGAUCUCAGGAUGAAGAGGGAAGCUUGGCUGAUCCCCGGGAUGGCUCCAUGUCUAUAUUUGAGACAAUUCCAGAUAUACCAGUUCAUGCCAAUGGAUCAUCAGACCCUGGAGAGAAGUCAGUUCAAAAUGCAGUGAGUGUUGAUCAUUAUCUGGAAAAGGAUAUUCCACCAGAGGGUGAAGAGCUGUCAUUUGAAAUAUCUUACUCGGAAAUGAUUACAGAGGCUCCAAAAAGAAAUAAAUUAAAGAAGUCAGUGAUGAAGAAAGAAGACUUUGCUUUAACUAAAUUGAUUGUUAAGAAAACCAGAUUUGGCUUAACGGAAGCGGGAGAUCUGUCUGUUGAAGACAUGAAGAAAAUCCGCCAUCUCUCUUUGAUCGAAUUGACUGCCUUUUUUGAUGCCUUUGGAAUUCCACUGAAAAGAAAUAAAACAGAAAAAGUAAAAGGUCGAGACAGUGGCAUUUUUGGAGUUCCACUCACAGUCCUUUUGGACAAUGAUCGAAAAAAAGACUCUGGAGUGAAAGUCCCCCUUGUGUUACAAAAAUUUUUUGAGAGAGUUGAGGAAUCGGGACUGGAAUCUGAAGGAAUUUUUCGACUUUCAGGAUGUACUGCCAAAGUCAAGCAAUACCGUGAAGAGCUGGAUGCCAAGUUUAAUGCUGAUAAAUUUAAAUGGGACAAAAUGUGCCAUAGAGAAGCUGCAGUUAUGUUGAAAGCAUUUUUCAGAGAACUACCCACCUCUCUCUUCCCUGUGGAGUAUAUACCCGCCUUCAUCACCCUGAUGGAAAGAGGGCCUCACAUCAAAGUACAGUUUCAAGCAUUACACCUCAUGAUCAUGGCGCUGCCCGAUGCCAACAGAGACACAGCACAGGCCCUCUUGACAUUCUUCAAUAAAGUGAUUGCCAACGAAUCAAAAAACAGAAUGAGUCUGUGGAACAUUUCUACUGUUAUGGCACCAAACCUCUUCUUUAGUAGAAGCAAACAUUCUGACUAUGAAGAAUUACUGCUAGCAAACACUGCAGCCCAUAUAAUUCGCCUAAUGCUUAAGUACCAGAAAAUUUUGUGGAAGGUUCCAUCUUUCCUAAUAACUCAAGUAAGAAGAAUGAACGAAGCCACAAUGUUGUUAAAGAAACAGCUGCCAAGUGUUAAAAAGCUGCUAAGGAGAAAGACCAUAGAACGAGAGGUCACAAGCCCUAAGAUUUCAAAAAUGCUACAAAAAUCACCCUCUACAAGAAGAGUGUCUGACGUACCUGAAGGAGUCAUAAGGGUUCACGCGCCACUUCUCUCCAAGGUAUCCAUGGCCAUUCAGCUUAACAGUCAAACCAAAGCCAGAGACAUAUUGGCCAAAUUUCAAUAUGAGAGCAGACAUGGUUCAUCAGAAUGCAUUAAGAUCCAGAACCAAAGAUUAUAUGAGAUUGGAGGAAAUAUUGGACAGCAUUGCUUGGAUCCAGAUGCUUAUAUAUUGGAUAUAUACCAUGUAAAUCCUCAAGCUGAAUGGGUGAUUAAACCUCAGUCAAGUUUUUGA
This is a messenger RNA of Chrysochloris asiatica (Cape golden mole), 2307 nucleotides long. RefSeq names its product Rho GTPase activating protein 28 (gene ARHGAP28). Bases 1 to 2307 code for a protein of 768 amino acids. Gene Ontology annotation, molecular function: GTPase activator activity. Lineage: Eukaryota; Metazoa; Chordata; Mammalia; Afrosoricida; Chrysochloridae. The transcript is spliced from 19 exons. The record is from RefSeq and is a predicted model, not a curated record. Gene Ontology annotation, cellular component: cytoplasm. Gene Ontology annotation, biological process: negative regulation of stress fiber assembly; signal transduction; regulation of actin filament polymerization.